UCAUUAGUUCUUCAGAUGUGGUACCACUGUUCCCACGUUAUUUACUAUCGGAAUAUACAAUUUUUAAAACUAUUGUUACUGAAUAAUUUGAAAUUAAAGAAUGAUAUAAUUAUUUAAUAUUUGAUAACUUAUAUUAAUUAAAUAAAUAAAAUUAUGUUUAAAUUAGUUCUCAACAGAUCAACACAAAAUGUUUAUUUUCUAAACAACAUUUAUAAACAGUCAGUGCGCAAGUUUGCAGGUGGUGUUGAAAAAGUUAAUAAAGACGUUAGCACAUUUUCCAGAGAUACGGCAAACUCCAAAAAUACUAAUAUCACUAAAGAUGGAGAGAUUAAAUCUUCCUCAGGGGAUGGAGGAACCAUAAAGAGUCUUGAAGUAACACGACAUAUUUGGCAGCCCAGUCCAAGUUUAGAAAAAGGAAAGCUCCUCAGUAACUAUAAGAAGUUAUCAAAAUUCAGAUUAACAUCACUUGUGGUAAUAACAGCAAUGGGUGGAUAUGCCAUGGCUCCGGCGCCUUUUGAUCCAGCAUCGUUUUUGCUAUGCUCUUUAGGUACUGGCCUUGUUUCAGCAGCAGCAAAUUCCAUUAAUCAAUACCAUGAAGUUCCAUUCGAUUCGCAAAUGUCAAGAACGAAAAGUCGCGUGCUUGUGACAGGACAAUUGACACCGUUACAUGCGGUAGGAUUUGCUGUGGUUUCAGCCGCUUCUGGACUAAGUAUGUUGUACUUUGGAGUAAAUGGUCUUACUGCAGCCUUAGGACUUGGUAAUCUUUUCCUUUAUACAUCCAUUUACACCCCAAUGAAACGAAUGUCAAUACUAAACACAUGGGUCGGAUCUGCUGUCGGUGCUAUUCCUCCAUUAAUGGGCUGGGCAGGUUGUUGUGGUAGUCUGGAUGCUGGAGCUUGGAUAUUAGCUGGUUUGUUAUAUGCAUGGCAGUUCCCUCAUUUUAAUGCAUUAUCUUGGAACUUAAGACCAGACUAUUCACGUGCUGGAUAUCGGAUGAUGGCUGUAACGAACCCGGGCUUAUGCAGACGAACAGCUUUAAGAUAUACGUUUCUUAUCGGUGCCCUUUCUUGUAUUGCCCCAGUGUUAGAUGUAACUAAUUAUUGGUUUGCCCUGGAAACAUUACCUUUAAAUGGAUACUUUUGUUAUUUAGCUUACAAAUUUUAUCAAAAAUCAGAUAGUGGAACAUCACGCAAACUUUUCCGUUUUUCAUUGAUUCAUUUGCCCCUACUAAUGUUAUUAUUUUUGUUAAAUAAAAAACAGUGGUUCUUAAUGGGGAAAUCGGAUAAAAAUUCAGAAGGUGAUGCAAGAUCAAUAGAAAGUACAAAAGAAACUGUAGGAGAACAAAGUGUUAAAAGCGGUUUACAACUUAAAAGUUUAAGCAAAUUUUUACCUUUAGAAUCGUAAAAGUGCUAAAUAGAGUUCGACACGAUUAGGUUUAACAAAAAGAUUCGUAUGUAAAUAAAAUACGAUUAUGAUGCAAGACAAAACAACCAAAAUUCAUUUCAAUUUGUUAAUAGCCAACAAUUAUUGUAAAUUUUAAGAUGUUAAGGUGCUUUUACAUUGUUCUGCAUACGUAAAUGACAUUUCAAAAAAUUUCUUUAAAUAAAAAAAGUUAGAAAUAAUGACUGCGUUUGUAAAUUCAGAAAUUUUUUAUUUAUUAAUUAAUUUGAUUUUUUUAAUACUAAAGCUACGUUCACAAUGGCAGAAUACACCACUGAAUUCAAACAACAUAGUCAAAUUUAAAGUAUUGUGGAUAAAAAGAAACAGAAAUACAAUUUGCUGGAGUACUCUAUCAUUGUGAACGUAGUUCAAUUAUUGUCAAUUUUUAUAAUUUUUAAUAUUACUGUUUUCUAAAAUUAAGUGAUGCACAAAUUUAUUGCAUUUACAAAGGCAUCGUAUUAUGAAAUUCGUUUGUUAUUUAUUUAUUAAAUUUUCUAUCAGAAAUUUGAUAGCACAAAUAUCUAUCUUAAGUUUUCGGGAGAACAAAACAACUUGCUUGUAAAGAUUUAUAAAUUUUCUUAUACAAUAUCAAUAACUUUAAAAAUUAGAUUUUAAAAUUUGCAUUAUUUGCAAAAUCAUUUUCAACAUAUAAAAUCUUUGUUCUUCAAAAUCAACGUUAUAUUUUUAAACACGACAAUAAAAUUAAACAAAUAAGUAUAAUGAGCGAUAUCGUGAAGAACCUUAGGUCGAUUUUAAAUUUGUGUUCAUAUACAAAUUAGUAAGAAAACAAGUUUUGUAACAAAGAAUUGUACACAAUAAAAGGGUUUAAUUAAAAGAAGUUUUUGGAGAAUAUAUGUAUAGACAAUUUUUUUUUAUAUAUUUGAAACUUAUAUUAAUUUCGGCAUUAAAGUACUAUUUUCAUGAGAGAUAGAGCAUAUUGAUGUAGUCCCUCGAUAUAUUUUUUCCAAUUUAAUAAUUUAUUUUCUAUUGUAAAACAAUUCUAAAAUAUGUAUAAAUCUGUAUUUUUUAUUUUCUGAAAAUCAUGUCAAUUCUUAAUUUAUAUUUAUUUUGACAAUAUUAAAUGGAAAUCCAACGUCAUCUAGAAAAAUGUGAAAGCACCUUAGUUGUUAUUUGUUCCUUCCAGUACAUUUUUUAAUAAAAGUUAAGUUCAGUUAAAAAAUACUAAUUUUAUUAAUUACUAUACAAUAUUAUAUGUAUAUCUAAUAUAAAUAAAUUUCCAUCUAGUCAUUUUAUUAAUUUUAAAUACAAUUUAAAAGUAAUUUGUUUAAUUGUUACAAUCUUUCUGUUCGUUUAUGCAAUAUGUUUAACAUAAAUGUAUGUUGGACUUUUCAAACUAAAUAUUGCAAAAAGGAAUUUUCGGUUGAAAACCUAUGAUAGUUAAUUUAAAAAACUUUUUAUUUUUAAUUUUAUAUGGUUAAAUAUAGAAAAAGAAAAUAUUUGCUAUGAAAAAAGUGGGAAUUUUUAUACUCUCGUAGACUAGCUCUCAGCUAUGCCAAAUAUGUUGCUUGUAAAAGCAAAUUAUAAAAAAAACAUUUCUCAAUAUUAAAUAAAAAAGAUUUUUUUACAAUACAAUAAUUUGUAA
Lucilia cuprina (Australian sheep blowfly) is the source of this 3043-nucleotide messenger RNA. RefSeq names its product protoheme IX farnesyltransferase, mitochondrial (gene Cox10). Gene Ontology annotation, molecular function: protoheme IX farnesyltransferase activity. Lineage: Eukaryota; Metazoa; Arthropoda; Insecta; Diptera; Calliphoridae. Gene Ontology annotation, cellular component: mitochondrion; membrane. The transcript has 4 exons. The record is from RefSeq and is a predicted model, not a curated record. Gene Ontology annotation, biological process: heme biosynthetic process. The coding region runs from base 154 to 1404 and encodes 416 amino acids.